AUGAACGCCCUCUCCUCUGCCACCCCAACCCUGUGGCCGCGGGAUGCCCUCCUGUUCGCCGUGGACAACCUGAACCGUGUGGAAGGGCUACUACCAUACAAUCUGUCUUUGGAAGUAGUGAUGGCCAUCGAGGCGGGCCUGGGCGAUCUGCCACUUAUGCCCUUCUCUUCCCCAAGCUCGCCGUGGAGCAGUGACCCUUUCUCCUUUCUGCAGAGCGUGUGCCACACAGUAGUGGUACAAGGGGUUUCGGCGCUGCUGGCCUUUCCCCAGAGCCAGGGUGAGAUGAUGGAGCUAGACUUGGUCAGUUCUGUCCUGCACAUCCCAGUGCUGAGCAUAGUGCGCCACGAGUUUCCGCGGGAGAGUCAGAAUCCCCUGCACCUACAACUGAGUUUAGAAAAUUCACUAAGUUCUGAUGCUGAUGUCACUGUCUCAAUCCUGGCCAUGAACAACUGGUACAAUUUUAGUUUGUUGCUAUGCCAGGAAGACUGGAAUAUCACCGAGUUCCUCCUCCUUACUGAGAAUAACUCUAAGUUCCACCUUGGGUCUAUCAUCAACAUCACUGCUAACCUGUCUUCCACCAAGGACCUUCUAAGCAUCCUGCAGGUCCAGCUGGAGCAAGUUAAGAACAGCACACCCACGAUGGUAAUGUUUGGUUGCGACAUGGAGAAUAUCCGGCAGAUUUUUGAAAUUUCAACUCAGUUUGGGCUAUCAACUCCUGAGCUUCACUGGGUUCUAGGAGACUCCCAGAAUGUGGAGGAACUGAGGACAGAAGGCCUGCCCUUAGGGCUCAUUGCACAUGGAAAAACAACACAGUCUGUCUUUGAGUACUACGUUCAGGAUGCCAUGGAGUUGGUUGCAAGAGCUGUAGCCACCGCCACGAUGAUCCAGCCAGAACUUGCUCUCCUUCCCAGCACAAUGAACUGCAUGGAUGUGAAAACCACAAAUCUGACUUCUGGACAGUAUUUAUCAAGGUUUUUAGCCAACACCACUUUCAGAGGUCUCAGUGGUUCCAUCAAAGUAAAAGGUUCUACCAUCAUCAGCUCAGAAAACAACUUUUUCAUCUGGAAUUUGCAGCAUGACCCUAUGGGAAAGCCAAUGUGGACUCGCCUGGGCAGCUGGCAAGGGGGAAGGAUUGUCAUGGACUCUGGAAUAUGGCCAGAGCAGGCCCAGAGGCACAAAACCCACUACCCGCACCCACAUAAGUUACACUUAAGAGUGGUGACCUUGAUUGAACACCCAUUCGUUUUCACAAGAGAAGUAGAUGAUGAAGGCUUAUGCCCUGCUGGACAACUCUGUCUAGACCCUAUGACUAAUGACUCUUCAAUAUUGGACAGUCUGUUUAACAGCCUCCAUAGCAGCAAUGAUACAGUGCCAAUCCAAUUCAAGAAGUGCUGUUAUGGGUAUUGCAUUGAUCUGCUGGAACAGUUAGCAGAAGACAUGAACUUUGACUUUGACCUCUACAUUGUAGGGGAUGGAAAGUAUGGAGCUUGGAAAAAUGGUCAUUGGACUGGGCUGGUUGGUGAUCUCCUGAGUGGAACUGCCAACAUGGCAGUCACUUCUUUUAGCAUCAAUACUGCACGAAGCCAGGUGAUAGAUUUCACCAGCCCUUUCUUCUCAACCAGUUUGGGCAUCUUAGUAAGGACUCGAGACACAGCAGCUCCAAUUGGAGCCUUCAUGUGGCCACUUCACUGGACCAUGUGGCUGGGGAUUUUCGUGGCCCUGCAUAUCACUGCCAUCUUUCUCACUCUGUAUGAAUGGAAGAGCCCCUUUGGUAUGACUCCUAAGGGGCGGAAUAGAAACAAAGUCUUCUCCUUCUCCUCUGCCUUGAACGUCUGCUAUGCCCUUCUGUUUGGCAGAACAGCUGCCAUCAAACCUCCAAAAUGCUGGACCGGAAGAUUUCUGAUGAAUCUUUGGGCCAUUUUCUGUAUGUUUUGCCUUUCUACAUACACGGCAAAUUUGGCUGCUGUCAUGGUAGGUGAGAAGAUCUAUGAAGAGCUUUCUGGAAUUCAUGACCCUAAGCUUCAUCACCCUUCUCAAGGCUUCCGUUUUGGAACUGUCCGGGAAAGCAGUGCUGAAGACUAUGUACGGCAGAGCUUCCCAGAGAUGCACGAGUACAUGAGAAGGUACAACGUACCAGCCACCCCUGAUGGAGUGCAGUAUCUGAAGAAUGAUCCAGAGAAACUAGAUGCCUUCAUCAUGGACAAAGCCCUUCUGGAUUAUGAAGUAUCAAUUGAUGCCGACUGCAAGCUUCUGACUGUGGGAAAGCCUUUUGCCAUUGAAGGAUAUGGCAUUGGUCUCCCUCCCAACUCUCCAUUGACCUCUAACAUAUCUGAGCUCAUCAGUCAAUACAAGUCUCACGGGUUUAUGGAUGUGCUACAUGACAAGUGGUACAAGGUGGUUCCCUGCGGAAAGAGAAGCUUUGCUGUCACUGAGACUUUGCAAAUGGGCAUCAAGCAUUUCUCUGGACUCUUCGUGCUGCUGUGCAUUGGAUUUGGCCUCUCCAUCUUGACAACCAUUGGUGAACACAUAGUGUACAGACUGCUGCUACCAAGAAUCAAAAACAAAUCUAAGCUGCAAUACUGGCUGCACACCAGUCAGAGAUUGCACAGAGCAUUAAACACAUCAUUUGUAGAAGAAAAGCAGCCACAUUUCAAGACAAAACGUGUGGAAAAGAGAUCCAACAUGGGACCCCAGCAGCUCAUGGUGUGGAAUACUUCUAAUCUGAGUCAUGACAACCAACGAAAAUACAUCUUUAGUGACGAGGGAGGACAAAAUCAGCUGGGUGCCCAGACCCACCAGGACAUCCCUCUCCCUCCAAGAAGAAGAGAGCUCCCUGCCUCACUGACCACCAAUGGGAAAGCAGACUCCCUCAAUAUAGCCCGGAACUCAGUAAUGCAGGAACUCUCCGAGUUGGAGAAGCAGAUCCAAGUGAUCCGCCAAGAGUUGCAGUUGGCUGUAAGCAGGAAAACAGAGCUGGAGGAGUAUCAAAGGACAAAUCGGACUUGCGAAUCCUAGGUAGUGCCAUGACCCCCCUUUCUCAGCCCUUGGCAUUCUGAAGCCUUGGAGGCACUUUGUAAAGCU
This is a messenger RNA of Cricetulus griseus (Chinese hamster), 3081 nucleotides long. NCBI's taxonomy places the organism in Eukaryota, Metazoa, Chordata, Mammalia, Rodentia, Cricetidae. The record is from RefSeq and is a predicted model, not a curated record.